GUCUGUUGUCUGUCUGUCUGUCUGUCUGUUAUCUGUCUGUCUGUUGUCUGUCUUUCUGUUGUCUGUCUGUUGUUUGUUUGUCUGUCAGUCUGUUGUCUCUGUUUGUCUGUCUGUCUGUCUGUCUGUCUGUAGGUCAAGUCCAGUAGUCAAUAACUUUGUUGUUUGCAAGGACUGAUUUGUAUUUUAAAAAUCCUAGCAUACGUACAAGUAGAAUCUGUAUGAGAAUAAAUUAUCUGUCUGUCUGUCUGUUGUUUGUCUGUUGUCUGUCUGUAUGUUUGUCUGUCUGUGUGUCUGUUUGUCUGUCUGUUGUCUGUCUGUCUAUCUGUCUGUCUGUUGUCUGUCUGUCUGUCUUUCUGUCUGUCUUUCUGUUGUCUGUCUGUCUGUCUGUCUGUCUGUCUGUCUGUCUGUAGGUCAAGUCCAUUAGUUAGUGACUUUGUUGUUUGCAAGGACUGAUUUGUAUUUUAAAAAUCCUAGCAUAUGUACAAGUAGAAUCUGUAUGAGAAUAAAUUAUCUGUCUGUCUGUCUGUUGUUUGUCUGUUGUCUGUCUAUCUGUCUGUUUUUCUGUUUGUCUGUCUGUUGUCUGUCUGUCUGUCUGUCUGUUGUCUGUCUAUCUGUCUGAAUUAUUUGAUUGUGUGAUCAAGUAGAAUACAAACGGUUUGUUAUACAAUCCAUAAAAUUGGUGUUACUGUACCGUACCAUGCUGUACACAUGUAUUACCUACCUCUAACAUCCCGUAUAAAUAGGUGUAUACCAACCGCGUAUCUUACAGCUAUUGGCGCUGUGUCUGUUUGCGGGCUGAUCUUGGUGUUGGAGGAGUCGUUUCUAUCACUUGUUAGUUAGAUGGCUUGUGGUAUAGAUCCUAAAUGGGAGCAACAGUUGAGGCCCCAAUCGGUUACGGUGGCUGAGAUGUUGCGUCCACGUCGGAAUCGGCUGGCUUCGCGUCUUUACAGUAAGGCCCUUAUUAAUGGAGACGAGGAGGAGACGUUCCUGAAUUCAACGAAGUCAGAAACGGACUUGGCCACAGACAUUCUGAUUGUGCUUCGUAAUCAAGGUCCCGGAUCGUUUGACAAAUUCUGUGAUGUACUUCUUGAAGUCGGAGAUGAUACAUUACGUGGAGUAGAGAAGAGCCUCCGACCAAGUCGUCAAGCCAGCAUUGCUGACAUUCCAUCUUUACCACAACCUCAUUUGAGUGAUUUCAUUUCACCUGAUGCAGCAUCUGGAUUAGCAAAAUCUAAAGAGACAACUGCACGUGGUGAGACAAGUCAAGCUGACUCUGAGAUGGUCACUCCACUCAUCAUAGAGAAAGUAGCCGAAAAUGGUUCAGAGCGUUGGCAUGAAAUUGGUAUAUACCUUGGAGUUUCACAAGCAACGCUAACUGAAUGUGACCAACCUCUGUAUACAUUUAAACAAAAAUUGCGUAAAGUUUUGUCAGCUUGGACAAAUGAAAACAGACAAGCUACAGUUGGUCAGUUGUUGUCUGCUUGUGAUGAAGCUAAAGUGGGAGGAGCAGUGAGGAGAGUAUUGAACAUUGAUAGAACAGUGAAUGAAUUUUAGAUAUGAACAAGUGUGUGUUUGGUGUAUACGUGUUACAAUGAGCAUAGUAAAGAAUGAGACUGUGAAUACAUUUAAAUCUUAUUCUAGAUGAAUCACAGUGUGUUGACUGGUUAAGAAACUUACCAGUGUCUUUAGUGUUUCAGCAAGUGUAUGGCCACUCAGACCUAUAAAA
This is a messenger RNA of Corticium candelabrum, 1726 nucleotides long. RefSeq lists its product as uncharacterized. NCBI's taxonomy places the organism in Eukaryota, Metazoa, Porifera, Homoscleromorpha, Homosclerophorida, Plakinidae. Gene Ontology annotation, molecular function: protein binding. The record is from RefSeq and is a predicted model, not a curated record. The transcript has a single exon. Bases 841 to 1554 code for a protein of 237 amino acids. Gene Ontology annotation, biological process: signal transduction.